UGGCCAGGCGAGCUUCUGUUUCACCUUCCGUGACCGGGUUUCUCGCGUAGAUAAAGACCAGCAAUCGGCACAGAUGUGGAGGGACAUCUGUUGUUGUAAGAGAAGGCAUUAAGAAGGAUCUCAUUCUCAAUCCAGCAGCAAAGGAGGAGUGGUGGUGUCUGUGACUAUCAAGAAGGGACUCUGCACGUCUGCAUUUGCCACUAAGAAUGUGCGACCGAAACGGUGGAAGGCGACUCCGGCAAUGGCUGAUUGAACAAAUUGACAGUGACAUGUAUUCUGGCCUGAUCUGGGAGAAUGAUGAGAAAACCAUGUUUCGCAUCCCGUGGAAACAUGCAGGGAAACAAGAUUACAACCAGGAAGUGGAUGCAUCUAUAUUCAAGGCUUGGGCAGUAUUCAAAGGGAAGUUCAAGGAAGGUGACAAAGCUGAACCAGCCACCUGGAAGACGAGGUUACGCUGUGCCUUGAACAAGAGCCCUGACUUUGAGGAAGUGACCGACAGGUCCCAGCUGGACAUCUCAGAGCCGUACAAGGUCUACCGCAUUGUCCCAGAGGAAGAACAGAAAUGCAAAAUGGGGAUGGGGAAUGGAUGCAGUUUGAGUGAAGUCACGGAGAUGGAUUGCAGUACUUCUGCAGUAGAUGACUUGAUGACAGAGCCCCCCUCAGCAGUGGAUGAAUACCUUGGUACGAGAAGUCCUUCGCCGCUGCAGGAAAGCAGUAGAAAUCCACCCAUACCUGACUGGUGGAUGCAUCAAUCAAGCCCUGGUUUGCCUAUGAUGAUGAGUGGGUUCACUGGUUAUGAGGUGCUACAUUCAGGCUAUUCCCAGAUGGUGAUCAACUUCUACUAUGGAGGGAAGCUGGUGGGAAGCUCAACCACCUCUCGCCCUGAAGGCUGCCGGAUUUCCCUCGGAGAAAUGCCUUAUGCCCUGGAAAGCUUGGAACAUGUGCGGUUCCCAUCAGCAGAUGUGAUUCCAAAUGAACGGCAGAGGCACAUCACCAAGAAGCUGUUUGGGCACCUGGAGAGGGGUGUUCUUCUGCACUGCAACAAACAGGGCAUUUUCAUCAAAAGGCUGAGCCAGGGACGAGUCUUCUGGAGUGGGAACACCAUGGUCUUCAAAGACAGGCCCAAUAAGCUUGACCGAGACGAGGUGGUAAAGAUAUUCGACACCAACCAAUUUCUCAGAGAGCUUCAGCAGUAUUAUAACAAUCAAGGCCGCUUCCCAAACAGCAAAGUUAUUCUGUGUUUUGGAGAGGAGUUUCCAGAUGCCUCCCCUUUACGCUUCAAGUUGAUCCUUGUCGAGAUCGAACAGCUGAGUAUUCGGCAGUUGAUGGAGGACACUGGGAAGAGUGAAGGGAGCCCUCUGAUCCAUUCAAUAGGCGAGGAGCUGCAUUAUGACCAGAUGUAUAGGAACUUCCAGGAUUCUUGUGGACCACACCAAAGACCCAUUUUCCGAGAAAACCAGCAGAUCACUGUUUGAGAGACUCCUGGACGGAGUAUUUUUUAAACAACUUUUUUUUUUUUUUUAAAGGAUUCAGUUUAGAUCUAUUUUUGUAUCAUCAAACAUUUAAUGUUUCCUUUUGGGGACAAUUGUUCUGGGUUUUUGGUUGUAGAUGUGCAAGGGAUACAGAGAGAGAGAGAGAGACCGUGUUUGUUUUCGAUAAGGAAUUUGACGUAAAAAGGCAAUAAUUAUACGUUUCUUUGGGCCUCUCAGCAUUACAGCAUACACCCAAAGCAGCUUUAAAACCAGGGUAAUACUGUAUGACUUGGUUUUGAAAGAAAAGGGGGGGCUGUGAUGUGUUGAUUUGGCAGCUUUGACCCCCAAAAUGUGCCCCCUCUUGAUUGCUUGGCUGCAAAACAGAGAGACAUUUGUGGGCUGCAUUGCUGUCUGGGUAGUGUGGUUGUUGCAGAGGAAGGAUGGUCCAAUCUCCAAGCAGAAUAUCUUUAUUUUUGGUGUGAAUUUCUGCAUUUAGAGGAAUAUGGAAAUGCUUGAAGUUAUAUAUCUCCUUGCAUUGACCAAUACUGGCCCUCUGGAUGGAGCUGUCCUGAGCGUGUGCUGAGUGUACCCGGAACGUAAACAUAUACUUCAAGCACUAGUGAAUGAGGAUACCUUUGCAGAAAGGGACUCAUCUUAAAGGGGCUGGUUCACACAUGCAUGUUAAGUCACCUGAUUUCUGUACAUCUGAAUCACUGGCAGCUAAGCACGUGAGUAGACUCCACCAAAAAGCCUUGUGCGUAAAGGUGAUGUGAAAAACCUAUUGGUGGUGUUCUCCAAUAGUCUAUUCCCACAUGCAAGUCAACCCUUGAUGUUGCAGCCAUCGAGUGACGAGUAUGCAUGUGUGAACCCCACCCUUGCUUUUUUUUUUUUUUAAAAGACACCCAUCAUCAGUUGUCUUGCGGCUGCUCUUUUGUAUUUUCAAAACUCAGGUAGAAAAAUACAAUACUGGAAAGAGACUUAAGAGAUAAAUGGAUCCUUAGAGAAUUCUGUGAAGACUUUGAUGGCCAGGUGGCUUCUUACACCAUUAAGAAACCACACAUAGCUUAUACAUUGCAUCUAUGUUGUAUAUAUUCUUGCUAAGUUUUAUUUUAGUUCUUAUUGCUAUUUUUUUAUUGGCGUGUGUAGGUUAAAAUGGUCUGCUGUUUGAAAACUAAACGGAAUGGUGAACAUACAAAACUGUCAGAUACACAGUCACACCACUGGUCCACGUGACUCAGAAUUGUGGCAGCAGCUCUCAAGGUUUCCAGCCCUACCUGAAGACACUGGGGAUUGACUCUGGGACCUGCAUGCAAAGCAGAUGCUGUGCCACUGAGCUGUGGUUCCUCCCAGCAUUGUUUCAUUUUUAAAUAGUGAAGUGCAUUUUUUUCUUGAGCUUUGUUAACCAGGACUCAGUAAACAAAAUGUUCUAAGAGAGAGAUUAGAACACAUCUGCUUGGCAAGACCAGUAUCCUAGCUCUUAACGGGCAAGUGAUGGAUACUUAAGAGGAAGAACAGCAGUCUAUUCUUAGCUCUUUCCCAUUCUGGCAAAGGUUUUGGAGGAUACUACUGAAUAUUUUUAUGUCAAUAGGAAAAGCAUAGAGAGAUGUGUUGGUCCAUGGAGAAGGAAUCUAAAAUCCACAGUAGGGCAAUAAUUUAUUAGGACCAACUAAAAUGUCCCAAAAUCAUGAACUAUGUAAAUAACUAUGUUUUACUAGGACUGCAUCAGGCUGGACUCUUAAGAGGGGAUAUAUAUUCACACAUGCACCUCAGUCCAGUGAUGCCUUGUGGGUGUGCUCACACAGAUCUCCUGUCCAGGGGAAGGAGCAGUUCUGUUUGUGCAGAGAGGUGCACACAUGAGAUCCCCCCCCAUUGAAGUGAAUGGGUGAGCACAGCACAUAUUUUGUGCGCAAGGCUUUCUGAAUUGGGCAAUCUUGGUUUUAUGCCGUGGUCACAGCAGGAGGAAGAAGUAAAUCUCUGUGUUACUUCUUGGUACAUCAUGGGUAUGACCCAAUCGUUGGGAAGGGGAGAAGAGCUAGAGGGAACUGCUGCUUUUCUAGAGGGUUGCAUGUCUAGCUCUGAGCAGCUAUCUGAGAUGAGAUGACUGACCAGAGAUUAGAGAUGCGGGAUAAAUUUGAUUAAGUUCACAUUUGAAGGUGAACCUACCUAAUUCACAUUUUCCGCAACAAUGGACUGAAAUGCAGCCAUCGUUCAAAAUCCAUACUUCUCCAAAUUUUACAAUGCAGUUUUACAACCAAGUAUAGUGGUUAGAGUGUUGGACUACAACCUGGGAGACUAGGGUUUGAAUUCCCACAUAGCCAUGAACCUCACUGGGUGACCUUGGGCCAGUCACUGCCUCUCAGCCUCAGAGGAAGGCAAUGGGAAACCCCCUCUGAAUACCUCUUACCAUGAAAACCCUCUUCAUAGGGUCACCAUAAGCUGGGAUCGACUUGAAGGCAGUCAAUUUCAUUUUCCAAUGUGUACAAAAAUGCAUAUACUAAGGUAAAAACAAUGAUAAAAACUGCAUUAUAUUAGGGGAACAUGCUUUGCAAAAAUGUGCAUAUUAGGCAAAAUUGCAUAUUCAAAUGUUUAUAUUAGGAGAAAUUCACACCAACAUUUUGAUGAAUUUUCAUGAGAAUUUUAUUUUUUUAAAAAAUAAACUGAUUUGGAAAUGUGGACAACUGAACUUAAGUUUGGAAAAAUGAAAGAAAGAGAAAUUGAUAAAUUCACCCAUCCCUACCAGAGACACACAUGAAGAGAUGGUAGUUGUACCCAGGGGGGAGAAGAUAGUGGCUUUAAAAUACUGCAUAAACUACAAUGGCUAAAACCCAAAGCCUGAGAGACAAUCUGCAUGUGUUUUAGAGCCUGUGUUUUAGAUCUAUGUGCCUAGACGUUCAGUAUAUGUAAAGGUUAGGCGUGUGUACAAGCCUGCUUGUGUGUGUAUGAGAAAGAGAGAGGCACUAGCAGUUAUGCACAUGCAUUCAUCCUUUGAAAAGGGGCAUUAUGCACAUUUUGCUGUCAUCUGAAAAGCAGAGUAAUUGCUUUGAUCCUGUGCCGCCUUGAGCAUAGGGGAGCUUCCGCAUGGUACUCCCUCCUUGUGCAAAGGCUUUUCCAUCAAGGGCAGAAGUGAGCAGAGAAAUAUUUGCUCAUAGGCGUGACUAUGUGCACCUGGAAGCAUAUGCGGCGCUUUGGAUCAGUCUUAGUGUGGUCAUCUCUACUAUGCUAAGUAUUUAUUUUAACCGCUUGUUUUUUUAAAAAAUUGUGAUUGUUUUACCAAAGGCACCUGCAAAUAAAUAUCUAUAUUUUGUAA
Molecule: messenger RNA, 4779 nt
Organism: Rhineura floridana
Lineage: Eukaryota; Metazoa; Chordata; Lepidosauria; Squamata; Rhineuridae
Gene: IRF8
Product: interferon regulatory factor 8
Exons: 10
Coding region: 207-1475 (422 amino acids)
Biological process (GO): immune system process; regulation of transcription by RNA polymerase II
Cellular component (GO): nucleus
Molecular function (GO): protein binding; RNA polymerase II cis-regulatory region sequence-specific DNA binding; DNA-binding transcription factor activity, RNA polymerase II-specific
Source: RefSeq, a predicted model, not a curated record